AUGCUGUUCAUUGUGAACACAGAGGAUGGAUUACUGCAGAGAGUAAAAAACAAACACAAAAGGGCACACAAAAGGAGUGUGUUGUUGACAACUACUGGCCGUCCUCGGCGGUGUGGUUGGCUUGAUAUAGUUGCCUUGAAAUACUCGUGUCAGAUCAACGGGUUUUCAUCGUUGAAUCUUACCAAGCUGGAUGUUUUAUCGGAUCUUGAAGAAAUUCAGUUGGGUGUCUCUUACAAACUUGCUGAUGGCACCCUAAUCAAAUCAUUUCCUUCUGACCUCCUUCUUCUUGAGCAAUUGAAAGUGGAAUAUGAAGUACUUCCUGGAUGGAAGUCUGAUAUUUCUUCCAUAAGAAACUACUCUGAUCUUCCAAAAGCUGCGCGGCAGUACGUGGAAAGGGUAGAAGAACUUGUGGGAGUCCCUAUCCACUACAUUGGUGUUGGACUUGGACGUGAUGCCCUCGUAUACAAAUGA
Sphenostylis stenocarpa is the source of this 471-nucleotide messenger RNA. Lineage: Eukaryota; Viridiplantae; Streptophyta; Magnoliopsida; Fabales; Fabaceae. The record is from the annotation of a GenBank genome assembly.